AUGAAUGACAACACCCUUAACCCCCAACUCACGAAUCUCUCCUUAACAAAUUCGAUUCUGCUUGAUAUUGUUCUGGAUUUGGAACAACUUCCGGAGGACCAAACGGAUACCAUGCUAUCGUAUCUUUCCGUUGCUAAUCUAAAUGAAGAACAAAAGUCACAGUAUUUAAUCAAAUGCGAGGAGGUAUUAGGGCAAAGUGAGCAGGUGCGUGACGUAUCUCAGGGUCUUUACGAAAGAUGUACAAAAAUUUUGAACCUGUUGACGGGUAAACCAUACGGCGCCGAGGCAAGUGAUCUUUCUAACUUGGUUAUCGAGGAAACCGAUAUAAGAGACGUAACUGUAGAAGACACAGUGUCAUCACGUCUUGGAAGGACAUCACUUAGAAACCUAAUCGUAGAGGAAGUUGAGGUCACUGAUUUCGUAUAA
This is a messenger RNA of Huiozyma naganishii CBS 8797, 426 nucleotides long. RefSeq names its product Swm2p (gene SWM2). The record is from RefSeq and is a predicted model, not a curated record. The transcript has a single exon. Lineage: Eukaryota; Fungi; Ascomycota; Saccharomycetes; Saccharomycetales; Saccharomycetaceae. Bases 1 to 426 code for a protein of 141 amino acids.